Aspergillus pseudotamarii is the source of this 1827-nucleotide messenger RNA. Its product is annotated as GMC family oxidoreductase. Gene Ontology annotation, molecular function: flavin adenine dinucleotide binding; oxidoreductase activity, acting on CH-OH group of donors. The coding region runs from base 1 to 1827 and encodes 608 amino acids. The transcript has 4 exons. Lineage: Eukaryota; Fungi; Ascomycota; Eurotiomycetes; Eurotiales; Aspergillaceae. The record is from RefSeq and is a predicted model, not a curated record. Gene Ontology annotation, biological process: secondary metabolite biosynthetic process.
AUGCUUCGUCGAGUAGUCCUGGUAUUGCUUGCUCUGCAUUGGUGCCUGAUUCAUACAAUCGCUGCCCCCACAUCCAGCGGCCAGCCAGGUGUAUCUGAUAGCUUGCUCCGUGACGGACGAUUCGACUAUGUUGUCGUUGGAGGCGGUACCGCGGGUAUCGUCGUGGCCACUCGCCUAGCACAGAAAUCCUAUACCGUUGCGCUGGUCGAAGCUGGUGGAUUCUACGAGUACCAAUCCCUUGCUGCUAUUCCCUUAGCAGACAUCAUCCCUGUUGGGUCAGAUCCGCGGAACAGGUUCAGUAUUGAUUGGGGAUUUGUAACCGAAAAUCAGCCUGGGGCGAACAAUCGAGCUAUCCACUAUGCCCGAGGAAAAUGUCUCGGUGGAUCACCAACACGAGGUGCCAUGGAGCAAUGGGCCACUGCUGUAGGUGAUUGUAGCUACACCUUUGACCGCGUUCUGCCUUAUUUCAAAAGGAGUGUCCACUUUACGCCCCCCAACCAGCUAACGCGGUUUCCCAAUUCAACUCCAUCGUUCGAUCCAGCCGCUUACGAUCCCCAAGGAGGGCCAUUGCACGCGUCGUACUCCAACUUCGCAAUGGCGUUCUCAUCCUGGGUGAGACUCGCAAUGAACGCCAUCGGAAUCCAGGACCGGGAUGAGUUCAACCUGGGGGCUUUGCUGGGAGCACAGUAUUGCACAAGCACUAUCCGACCGCAGGACCAAAAACGAAGCAGUUCCGAAAGCUCAUUUCAUGAAACGAAACCUCUUCGUCUAACUACAUAUACUUAUGUACAGGCAAAGAGGAUCUUGUUCGAUUCUCAAAAACGUGCCACCGGCGUUUUAGCUAAAGGUAAACUCGGUGAGUUCACGCUGCAUGCCGAGAAAGAGGUUAUUGUGUCUGCGGGUGCAUUCCAAUCACCUCAGCUGCUGAUGGUGUCCGGCAUUGGCCCGGCAAGCACACUCCAAGAUCAUGGAAUACCUGUUCUAGCUGACCGUCCUGGAGUCGGCCAGAAUAUGUGGGACCAUCCUCUGUUCGCCCCGUCCUACCGGGUUCGGAUGCCAACGGCGUCGACCGUCGUGACGAGUGUUUCAUACUUGCUCACUCAAGCGGCCAAUGCUGUUAUCUUCCAUCAAGGACCCUUUACCAGCCCGGUCACGGAUUACCUAGCAUGGGAGAAGAUCCCAAGUAGCCUGCGGGCUAACUUCUCCGAACAAACUUUGCAGGAUCUAGCACGCUUUCCCAGUGACUGGCCUGAGGCAGAGUAUCUAUCCACGGCGGCAUAUGUCGGUAACGUUUCCAAGCCUGUCUUGGUUCAACCCAGGGAUGGCUAUGAUUACGCAUCCAUAGUCGGCGUGCUGGUCGCUCCAACAUCCCGAGGCAACGUAACGAUCCGGUCGGCAGACACCGCUGACCUUCCAACUAUCAACCCGAAUUGGCUUUCUACUGAAACGGAUCAGGAAGUGGCAAUUGCAACAUUCAAGCGAACACGGCAGGCCUUUGAGAGCCGUGCCAUGGCGCCUAUACUGACUGGACACGAAUACUAUCCAGGGAACCGCGUGCGGUCUAAUGCCGAAAUCCUGGAGUUUGUUAAAGAUAACAUGAUGACCAUCUGGCAUGCCGCUUGCACUUGUAAGAUGGGGACAGCAAAGGAUACAAUGGCAGUUGUGGAUCCUCAAGCAAGGGUGUUCGGGGUUGAUGGCUUGCGUGUUGUCGAUGCAAGUGCAUUUCCGCUUCUUCCUCCUGGACACCCGCAGUCAGUCGUGUACAUGCUGGCCGAGAAGAUCUCCGAUGACAUUGUUUCGGCUAACGGAACAGCCGGAAGGUGCUAG